GUAUUUGCAUAUACCAAGAGACAACAGAUUAUGUCCGAUGAUAACUGUCUAGAUUCCUCCAACCCAAGUGGUCCUGUCAAGCUUGUGCGUUGUCAUGGCAUGGGUGGAAACCAGAUGUGGACGUUUAACGACCAGGAUGGAUCAAUUCGACAUGUAAACUCUGGCCGAUGCCUGCAGAAGCCAGAUGCUCGGGAUGUUACUCUGCCUGUUCUCAAGAUGUGUGACGGAUCAGUGAGUCAGCAGUGGAUUAUGAACGGGUCCUUUAAAUGGCAGGCCAAUUAAUUUCCUACCGAGUGUUUGUUUUAUUGAAGUGAAUUGGUGUCAUUAUUUGAUCCCUGAAAUAAUAUGGAAAGAAGUGGUUUGUCGAAUGUGCCCUCGUAACCAGAACUAUGUGAUGCUUGGUGUGGUUGGCAUCUGUAGAGUUUAGCUCUAAUAUUUUUUUGGGUGAUCCAUGUGAAAAUAUAGAUGGUAAAUGUUCAGAAAUUGUGAACUAAACAUAUUUCUCUCAUGGUUGUGAAUGACAGUUGAUGCUACUUAAUGCCCAGUGUAGGAUGUCCCAAUAAGCACUUCUACUACUGGCUACUACAACACAGAUACCAUCCAUGAUGAAACUGGCGAGGUUUUAUCACUUGUACUUAAUGUGAACUGUUAAUGAUGGCCAGAAAGGCAUCCCCAGAAUGUCAUGCCUGUAGAUAUAAACUACUUUCUGUGUAAAGCAAGAAACUGUGGCUUUGUACAAACUGCAAAAGUCGUCUCCUCCGAUGUUUCAGUGUACUGUUUAUGUUAGGCAUUAUAUGAUCCUGACAAACAGCAUUUGAAAAUCAUGUACAUAUUAAUGGACUAUGUUUUGAGCUAUAGAUAAAAAUGUUUCAAUUCAUAUACAAUACCAGUACAGUAGCUUUGAUGAGAGUAAAAGAAAAUUAUCCGGGAAAUUGUUUGAACUCUUAAAAUGUUUGUCCGUGGAAAACAAAAAACCUAUUAACAGACGUGAUACACAAAGGAAAACAUAAGAAGAGAUGCCAACUGGGAGUCACUGUACUGUAGGUGAAUUACAUCUUUUUUUAGGUGGAAUGGACUUAAUCUACAGUAAAUAUAUACUGUAUGUAUAGUGUAAAUAUGACAUUAUCCUGUAACUUCCAGAGUUAUAUCUUCCUGUAUUAUCUGUCCAGGUGAGAAUGUGAAAUCAGUGCCUUCUAAGAAAGCCAGAGAAGGUUUUUUUUAUAUGACGACGUCACACCUGGUAUAGAGAAAGGGCCAUGCUGCUACAGAAGUUACUGGUAAUAUACCAUACUAUCUGAGGAGAGAACUCAGCCAGUAGAAGAUAAAGUGCUGUGAGGAGAGACCUUGUUCAGUGAUAGAGCAACAUAAAAUGUUUAUACUACUUUGUAUUAAUUACUUUAAAAUUUUUAAUUUAUUUUACUUGUUGGGUAUUGUAACUUGGAUGUAAAAUUUAUAAAACUUGAAAAAAUAAAUGGUUAGGCAAAAUCAUAACUAUCUGCUAGUAGGUGUAAUGACACUAGAUCAAUGCUCUGCACUUGCUAACCAAAAGAUGCUGGUGAAGUCUCAUCCUACUUCCUAGAAUGGUUGUUGCAAUGUCAUCCUGUGCACAAUGCUUGUUGUAAUCAAGGUUAAAGCAUAUUCUCUUCUCGGGAUGUACCACCUUGCUAUGCUGAAGUGAUAUAAAAGUGGUAGCUUUCUGCAGUUUUAAAAAAAUAGUUUAGUAACAUCAUGGUUUCUGUAUAUUUUAUUAUAAAAUAGAACAUUUUAUUAACCUUCAUAAAAUAGUGUGAUGUUAGAAAAGAAACUUUGUUUGAAUUACGUGUGGACACGACUCUCCUCAAAACAGCAUUUAGUGUACAGUAGUGUCCAUUUAAUAUUGUAAACAUUUAGACCUAUUUAUUAAUGCCAUAUGUACAAGACAUGUUUGCCUUUGAAAAUUUAAUUAAUAAAAUGUCAGUAAUUUAUGACUCAAGGUUGUAAUGCAGCAGCAGCCUCAUAGUUAUUAUUAUAUCAAACUUAUUUUUCUUGAAGUGGUGGAACCCAACUCCUUUAAUUCUUACCAUAGCAGACUCAACAAGGUGUCAGACAAUAAAGACAGUGGUUGUUAUUAUGACUCAGUGCUUCAGACUAAAAGUACAGUAUACAGGCAGUUAGUGUAUUUUAAAGUUAUUGAGAACAGUCUGUAUAGGGGCCUGUAGCUUAUAUGGCAUUUUAGGCAAAUGUCUGAUUACGUUUCCUGGUAUAUAUGAUAAGGUAAGGGUCUACUGUACCGGCAUGGUCAAACUGUGAUACCUGCACAAGACUUACCAGCGCAUAAAAGUGUUAUUGGUUAUGUAGUUUAUGAUUGCCCAUAUGACUCCCCCAAAAUGUAAUAGUUACAUUCAGAGUACAACAACAAAAGAUACUUCAUGAAUAGGGAACUCCAUUUCAUUGUUUUGGAGAAAGCUUUAUUAAGUAUUCUAAAAUGUAGAGAAUAAUAUAUCAGAUAACAUUCUUUGUGAUGGCUGCUUGCAUGGAUUACACAUUUCUUUCAAGGACAAAAAGGAUGUAUAUCUCCACUCAUGCUUCAGACAAGUUGAAAACCUCUACUUGGUUUCACUUUCGAUGAUAUUGAUUGGAGAUGAAUUAGAGCAGUUAUGUUGUACUCUGAACUCAGAAUACCGAGCAGUUUUCCAUAAGUGUCAAAAAAAUUUCCUGUUCAUUUCUCAGGUGUAGUGAAUGGAUAACUUACCACUUCAUAUCAAUGUGUCAAUAAAAUCAAGGUAUGUGUUAUAUAUAUAUAUAUUAUGAAUGAUGAUUGAUAUUAAUGAAAAUGUUAUGAUUUAUUGAUGGUUUGUAUAAAAAAUUAAUACCAUUAUCUUCAACUGUUGAACUUUUUUAAGAUUAAUUUACAAAACAAUUACAAUACGUACUAUUAAUUUUGCCAUUACUCACAUUGUCAUUACCUUUUGGUAAUGAUUGUUGCAGUUCUUUUGUCAAUGUGUCAGGAUAAUGGUAUCUUAACUUUUUACUGUAUACUAUUUUCAGUGGUGGAGGGAUAUUACUAUUUAUAGAAUGGAUUUAAUUUAAUUUUUUAUUAAUAUUAAACAGUGGUGGUGGAAGCUUUUUGUAUUCAGUUAGGUGUAGAACAUCAAGUUUUGCAAACAUUGUGUUAAUACCAAGACCAUUAUUAAACCCGUAACAGAGGCUGUGAAGCUCAUAAGAGUGAUUUCAUAUACUGUAACUCAUAUUUCCAUGAUUCAAGUUAAAUAUAAUCCAAUAAUUAAUCCUUAAGAAAAAAUAAUUUGUUUUUAAUGUGAAUAAAAUGGUCUUGUAGUAGUAUACAAUUUGUUCUUUUUUUUUUUUUUUUUUUUUUUUUUUUUUACAAGAUUUUGUAUAUAUUUAUGUAUAUUGACUUAUUUUAAGAAAGCUUAUUUCCAAUUUGAAUUAAAUUUUUACAAAGGCUCUCCACAUAACAUUUCUUUCCACUUGUAUGCUUUUUGAAUGAGUUAAAGUUGUCAAGAUUUCUCAAGGUGCAUUGUAAUUUAAGGCUCAGCUUUACCCGUCUUAAUCUUCUUCAAUUCUCUUACCAAUAUAGCUAAGUUUCUCAUUAUUUUUGUCAGUAUGUUAGAUGCAAAGUAGUAGAUAAUAUGACUCACUUGUGCCAAGUACUUAGGGGAAAUUAGGCCAAAUCACCAUACACUUGCCAUGUUAACAAGGUUGUCAGCUUGCAUUCUUUAUAGAGGAAAAGGUAUUUUUUCCUAAAGUGGCUGAAAAAGUAUGUAUUUGAGGACAGAAGUAUGGCACCUUGAUUGAUUGACCCAUACAUAAGACCAAUGUAGGGUGUAAAAUUUGGAUAAAUAUGAUUUUUGUUUUUCAAGUAUUAAAAUUUGGUUACCUAGACGACAAUCAACAGUAAAUGAGGUUACACAAUAAAGCACACUUUACUAGCAUGAAGGUGGCAUCUGUCUUUUCCCAGUGGUAUUCUCAGUAUCUGAUGAAACACUGGACAUUUCUUUACAUGUCCAUUUUAUUCAUUUUUUGAAAUGAAGAGAUGCUUAAGAUUUUGAGUCCUAAUAAUAAUACCAUUGUGAUUGUUUAGUUGAAGGCUUCAUGGAAUGUGUAUCUCAUCUGCUAAAAAUAUAAAUUUCUAUUAUUUAUUUUAUUUUUUUUAUCUGGAGUUCUCUGUUCUGUGUAAAGCAGAAGAACUACUUUAUUAAAGGUCAUUGAGUAACUUGUGUCCAAGCUUCUGUACUCUUUAGCUUAGUUAUUUAAGACUGUUAAAAUAUCCUACAAUGGCAAGUUGUUUAAGAUGAAGACAUUCUGUGUUAUAGUUAAUUCUUUAUUAUUACUACAUACAUAUAUAUGGGCUUCUCUAUAUUCAAUUUCUGAUACUAUGUUUGCUGAAUUUCAGCAAUAGAGGCAGUCAGGAGCUGGAUUUCCUGAAAGAGCAUAUUUUAUAAUUAGUGGAUUGCCUUUGCCAAGCACAUAUAGGGGUGUUCCAUUAAAUUAGUAUUGGUACAUUUUGCAGUGAAGUGACUGGUAAUCUGUACCUAUUUCUGUCCCUGUAAUUGUUCUUGAGUUAUCAUAAAAUAGAUUUAUUCCACUUAGUCAUGUAUUCAAAUUUGGACACAAGUUGCAGAACAUUUCAUAGGUAAUUAAGACACUAUACUCCAGGUUUUCUUCCAUGGUGUCUGAGAGGCAGGAUGGUUGGGAUAUGAUUGAGUGUUGCAUUUGGGUCAUCCUUCAUGAAUUUAUUAUUAAAGUUUUUUUUUAUUAUUCUACACUACUGGCUUUUGUCUUUCAAUUUGUUCUUGUAGUUUAUACCUCAAACAGAUCCCUGGAGGAGGUGAAGCUAUAAGACAAGAGCAACUAGUGUCAAAACCUUGUGUAAUAUUGUCAUUGUGAAUAUUGUCUUCAUAAUUUUUCUUUUGUAAGUUGAUCAGUCUAAAAACACAAGUUCCAUGAGGUAGAUUUAAAUUCUGGUGUCUCACUUUUGUCUUAUUCUUAAAAAAAAAAAUGGUGCUUUGAAAAUUAAAUAUGUAGGCUCAUAGAUCUACUGAUAUAAAAUGAGUACAGUAAGUGCUUAUGCUAAUUUCUGAGUUUUAUUAUUAAAUCAAAUGAUUCCAUUUAUAGUUUAAGGUAUGGAUUAUAUGAAUAUACAAUAUAUAUAUUUUUUUCGUAUGUGACUGCAUAGUUUGAAGUGGAAAUCAAGAAACUCUUUUUCAGUCACUAUUAUACUUGAUACUGUAGAUGAUUGUUUAAAUAUUGUGUAACUUUAGAUGAUUUGGCUCAAUUCUUUUCCAUUAUAUUAUGUAAAUCUUUACUAUUCCAUUAUUCUAAACCUGUGCAUUGUUGAUCUGCAUUAUUGAUAUGACAGACAUUUAUUUGAGAUGAAUUUGUGUCAAUUGUACAAUCCUGAAUGUAAAACUAAUUUGGUUCAUAGUAAAAUUUGUGAAUGUGUGUGUGUGUGUGGGUGUGCGCGUGCGUGCGCAUGGUGAUGGGAACCUUACAAAGUUUUUAAUAAAAUGUUUCAAGUA
This is a messenger RNA of Homarus americanus (American lobster), 5519 nucleotides long. Its product is annotated as polypeptide N-acetylgalactosaminyltransferase 5-like. NCBI's taxonomy places the organism in Eukaryota, Metazoa, Arthropoda, Malacostraca, Decapoda, Nephropidae. The record is from RefSeq and is a predicted model, not a curated record. Gene Ontology annotation, cellular component: Golgi apparatus.